Colias croceus (clouded yellow) is the source of this 2698-nucleotide messenger RNA. RefSeq names its product lipoyl synthase, mitochondrial (gene Las). Bases 170 to 1270 code for a protein of 366 amino acids. Gene Ontology annotation, biological process: lipoate biosynthetic process. NCBI's taxonomy places the organism in Eukaryota, Metazoa, Arthropoda, Insecta, Lepidoptera, Pieridae. Gene Ontology annotation, cellular component: mitochondrion. The transcript has 9 exons. The record is from RefSeq and is a predicted model, not a curated record. Gene Ontology annotation, molecular function: 4 iron, 4 sulfur cluster binding; lipoate synthase activity.
GUCAAAGUCAAAAAUGAUAAGUUCUGACUUCAGACUUCUGUCAUUUUGACGACAUGAAUGAAUUUUGAAUGUCUGAUGUCAAAAACAUCUGUGUUUUAAUUUUGGAAUUUGGUCUAAAUGUUUUUUAUGUAAUGUUUUAGUUUUUCGUGUUAUUCUAAAAUUUGUUGCAAUGUUUCGUAAUUCCAUUAGAUCUGUGAUUGUUCCAAAGCCAUAUGAGCUUCAUAGAUGUAAGCAUACAAACAAGCUUGACGCAAUUCGUGAGAAGUUACGAGAGGGGCCUAGCUUGGCUGAUUUCAUUGCAGAGGACAGACCAAAAACAUGGGAUGACUAUGAAGGAAAACUUAAAAGAGAAAGGGGAGAGUCGGAGAGAUUGAGAUUACCACCUUGGUUGAAAACAUCUAUUCCUACAGGUUCAAAGUUCAGUGCAUUAAAGGAGCAAUUACGAAGUUUGAAAUUAAGUACAGUAUGUGAAGAGGCUAGAUGUCCGAAUAUAGGAGAAUGUUGGAGCGGAGGCAAGCAUGGCACAUCUACAGCUACUAUUAUGUUAAUGGGAGAUACAUGUACCCGCGGUUGCAUGUUCUGUUCCGUGAAGACGUCCCGCGCUCCCCCACCGCUGGACCCCAACGAGCCGUUCAACACAGCACAUGCGAUAAAGGAGUGGGGGUUGGGGUAUAUCGUGCUUACUUCUGUGGAUCGGGAUGAUUUACCGGACGGCGGAUCAGCGCAUAUUGCGGAAACUGUGAAGGAGAUAAAAAGGCAAAACAGCGAGAUCCUAGUGGAAUGCCUGGUACCAGAUUUCCGCGGCAAUCGCGAUAGUAUAGCCCAUAUUGCAAAUAGUGGUUUGGAUGUAUUCGCGCAUAAUAUUGAAACGGUCGAACGGUUGACGCCUUUUGUCAGGGAUAGAAGAGCUGGAUACCGUCAAACAUUGAAAGUUCUAGAAACGGCGAAGGAAAUAAAUCCAGACUUAAUAACGAAAUCAUCGAUAAUGCUUGGCCUUGGAGAGUCGGAUGAACAAGUGGAACAGACUAUGAAAGAUCUCAGACAAGCCGGCGUAGACUGUCUCACACUCGGUCAAUACAUGCAACCAACAAAACGCCAUUUAAAAGUGCACGAAUACGUGACUCCCGCUAAAUUCCUUCAAUGGGAACAGAAAGGGAGUGAACUGGGAUUCCUUUAUACAGCAAGUGGGCCGUUGGUUCGAUCCUCGUAUAGGGCAGGGGAGUUCUUUAUUACAAGCCUCUUGAAGGAUCGGAAGGUUAAAACUGCUUGACCAGAGAAGUAAUAUAUUAUGUGCCAUAACUAUCGGUUUCUCAACUUUCGGAAAUCUUUUGGUUAGCUUAUCUAUUAGAUUGACACAAAAUACGGUAAAGUGUAUCUCUAUCAAAGUUCUGGCUAUCCUCUGUUAAACUUAUACAUUAGUUGUAAUGACAAACAUUUUAUUUAUGACUAGCCGCGCCCCGCGGUUUCACCCGCGUGGCUCCUUUCCUGUUGGUGUUAUAUACCCUAUAUCCUUCCUCGGUAAAUGAGCUAUCUAAGACCGAAAGAUUUUUCAAAUCGGACCAGUAGUUCCUGAGAUUAGCGCGUUCAAACUAACAAACAAACAAACUCUUCAGCUUUAUAAUAUGUAUAGAUAAUGUAUGAAAGUGUAUAAUGCUGAUGACUUUAACCGGAAAAAGGUGAAACUGAUCUAAACGCAAUAAUUAAUACAAAACAUUUGUUUAGCAACAAAGUUGAAUUAUCAUCAAUAGACACUAAAAAACGCAUGUUGAAAAGUUCUUGCUCGAAAAGCGACAACAUUUAAUCAAUGCAUUUAGCAACAUUGUUGAUCAACUGUUGCUCAAAAAAUGUUAACCAUGAAUAAACUCAGAAAUCACUUAAUAAAUGCUCUUUUUGUGAAUCUUGCUUAGUAAAAAGUACAAAUUGAUGUACAGAAUAGCUUUUAUUUUUAUAUACAUAUAGGUAGUUUAGUGUAGUACCUUUUUAAUACAAUCAUUGCACGAAAAUCGGCUGGACACAUUAAAAGUAAGUAUGAUCUUGUUGCACUUUUUUGAAGUGAUAAAUUCAUUCUAAAUAUUUGAAUCUAUUACAAAAAAAAAAAUGUGUGCGUGUACUAGUGUACACACGUAAGAAGUGAAACUUCUUUAUGACCUUAUUUUUCAAAAAAUAAUUUACUAUAUGCAACUUGACACAAAUACGUCGAAUCACGCAUGGUAGGGAUAAGAACAAGAUGGCGCGUAACGGAAAAAUGUCACGCGUAACGAAAAAAUGUUACACUACAUUUUUUCCAACCCCGAUAAAGAAGUUUCACUUCAACGAUGAAGAUCAUUUAUACUCGUGCAAUAAUUGUAACAAAGGGCAAAAAAUUAAUUGAUGAUACACUAGAGAUAAUUGCAACAACAUAAUAAUAUGAUAUUUUUAUUGAAAAAACCUAUGUAUUUUUAUAAGACAGAUUUGUUUUUUACGGUUACGUAGUACGUACGUACGCAUGUACCUACAUGUUUUUAUUAUUUCUAUUAACAUUGUGAAUAUUUAAAAUCAUAAUACUCUUAUAAGUUUAUAUUAUAAUCGAAUCUAUAUAAUAAUAAUAUGUUGUAAUGAGUUCUUUCGUUGUUAACCAAAUAUUAUUUUAUUGGUUGUUAUUUUAGUUGUAAUACGAGAAACUGUAAAUACGAUCGAAAUAAAAAUAUUUUGUUAGAAA